Molecule: messenger RNA, 1837 nt
Organism: Notothenia coriiceps (black rockcod)
Lineage: Eukaryota; Metazoa; Chordata; Actinopteri; Perciformes; Nototheniidae
Exons: 12
Coding region: 1-1737 (578 amino acids)
Source: RefSeq, a predicted model, not a curated record
AUGGACAUUACAGAGGUUUCCGUGAGUAAUGACAAUAAAGGUAAGAAAAAUGAGUAUAAGAAGCCAAAGAACAAGAGUGUGACUAAGGAGCGAAAUGCAGUGGAGCCGAAGCUGGAGCCGAAGCUGGAGGCGAGCGAGACUGCCUUCCCCCCCACCUUCAGUGUGUCCGAAAUCAAGAAUAAACAGCGAAGACACCACAUGUUCAUGAAAUUCAAGCUGGAGAAAAGCAAGCUUAAGUUGCAAGUGAAGAAAAAGAAGAAAAAAGAAAGGGAAGCUUUAGGUGACAAGGCACCACCUAAAGAAGUCCCAAAGACGAUAGAAAACCAGAGGGUUUACGACGAGACAACAGUCGACCCAGAAGAUGAAGAGAUUGCAUUUGACGAGGGAACUGAUGAAUUUUCUGCCUAUUUCAACGGGUUGACAAACCCAAAAGUGCUCAUCACAACAUCGGACAGACCAAGAGGGGCCCCGCAGCCGGAGCUCUACCUGCUGCCCGCUGUGGAGAGCGACAGCAGUGUUUGCUCCCAGUCUCUCACCCCAGACACCAGCAGCAGCUCGCCGGACCAGCAGACCUAUUACCAGCCUCCAAAGACCUGCAGCCAGCCAGCAGGAACAAAGGAGCCUGUUAAAUUCCCCCUCAUCCCCCAGUGUUCCCAUCAGCCACCUCCCACCCCCAGCCUGGGAGAGGAGGAGGAAGAAGAGGAGGUAGAUGAGGAGCAAAGCUAUAGUUCUUCAGAGGCAGAAGGAGACAAUGAAGAGGGUCUGUCUUCCAACUUAGAGUGGGCAGAGCAGCAAUGUUGCACAAAGAAGCAUCACAAUCAAAGAGCACCACAGCCUGUUUCACAAAAUAACGCUGUACAGCGUUGUGAGGCAGAUUCAGAUGAGGUGAAGGAAAAUGAAGAAACCUGCAGAAAGAAGAAACAGCACCAGAGACAGAACAGAGGAGCCAGAGACUCAGGAGUCGUCCAGCCUCUGGAGGACAGAGAUUCAGGCUUUUCUCUCUCAGACGGGCUGGGGAAAUCAAAAGACGCACAUGCACUGAAGUCCAUCAGGAAUAAACAAAGCAGUGAUGUGAAAGGAAGUCCUGCUGUGUUGUCCCGGCCUGGGUUCUCUUCUCCUCCUCAAGGACUAGACUUGCCCGUAGUCACUCCAAAAAAACCUAUCCAUCGUGUCUUUCACACAAACAGAGAGGAACUGAUUGAGGAAAUAAAGAUGGUGAGGGAGGAGAGAAAGCAGCUGGAGUGGACAAGGCAGGAGUUGCUAAGAAAGGGGAAGGAUUUAUUGGCUCAAAACAGACACCGCAGGAACCAAGCCCGUGACAGUUGGAAGAAGAAAUAUUUUGAAACUAAAAAGGCCACAGCGCCGUUGGAGGAAAAUCUGAGAAACCUAAGACAGGAAUUGGAGACAUUUUACAACAAACUCUUGCACCAGCUCCAGGCCAGAGAUAACAGAGGGAAGCCGAGACGACAGGGCAGAUCUUCCAUAAAGAACGAGCUCAUCAUUCAGAUCAUGACGGAGAGCCAUGAGAUUGACAACUUAAAGAGGAAGGUAGAGGAUGCCAAGAUGAAGCUGAUAACAGAGAUAAAGUUGAGGAAACAGGCUGCCACAGAGCUGAGGGCCCUGAAGGCUGAGCUGGCCCAGAAGAAGAGUCAGUCCUCUCAUCCCGGCCCCAUGUCCUCUCUGGGAUUUGGAAGUACCACACGGGAAACACCGCAGGCUCAACGAACCUCCAUCUGAUUCAGUACAUACCACGGUUUCUACUGUUUAAGGCAAGCUAGAUUAAAGUCUGUUUGGGAUUUGUUUUAAUGCCAUUCAAUUCAGGACUAAAACUGAUUUG